GACCCCUUGUGACCUCUUGCAGGAGUGCCGGUGUUCGACCUCGUGCAGCCUUCGGAGGGCUACCACGGCCUCGUCUCCGAGAAGGACACCGCGGUCGAGGUGCAGCCGCCCAUCCGCGCCACGCCCAACGUCUGCUUCUACAGGAUCGUCAACAAGCACCACGGGGAGGCGCCCUUCAUUAUCCGCCUUAGAAACGAGGCCACGGGAGAGGCCGAGUUGAUAGCCAAGCGUCCCCUCAACUGCGAGAAGAGGAAGAAUUACAAGUUCGACAUCACCGCCGUUUCCUGCGACGCCAGUGUGGAGUCACAGAACGUCACCGUCCACGUGAAAGUGAACGACGUGAACGAGUACGCGCCCGUGUUCGUGGAGCCCUCGUACGUGGUGGGCGUGGACGAAGGGCGCCUGUACGACGAGAUCCUGACGCUGCAGGCCGACGACCAGGACUGCUCGCCCAAGUACGGGGACAUCUGCCGCUAUGAACUGCUCACCAAGGACCAGCCCUUCAGCAUCGACAGCGAGGGCGUGGUGCGGAACACGGAGCCCCUGGACUACGAGAAGUCCCACAACCACAUCCUAUCUGUGGUUGCCUACGACUGCGGGAUGGAGCGCUCGCAGCCCGUCAUGGUCACCAUCAAGGUCAACCGAGUGUGUCACCUGGGAUGGAAAGGCAUCACCGACCAGGUGGAGUACUCCCCCGGCUCCGGUCGCCAGGAGCUGUUCCCUUCGGCGUCCCUGGAGCUGUGCAACGUGCCCUGCCGCGUGGAGAGGGUCCAGGCGCGCAUCAGCCUCACCACCAGCCACAUCGGCAAGGGAUGCGACAGGGACACCUACUCCGUGGCGGCGCAGAGGAAGAUGUGCGGCGCCAGCUCCUCCAGCAUCGAGCUCCUGCCGGCGCCUGGUGCAGGGAAGGAUUGGACCGCCGGCCUGCACUCUGACGAAGGCCAUGAAGGGGACCUGAUCUACGAGUUCGACGGCGACUCCUCCGGCACCAUCAUCCCCGAGUCUGUCCUCAACCACAACCUGACGUCGACCUUCACCAUAUCCACCUGGCUCAAGCACAAGUCGCAGGCGGGCACGGACAAGCACACCAAGGAGCACAUCCUCUGCAACGCCGACGACCACAAGAUGAACCGCCACCACAUGGCCCUCUUCGUGAGGAACUGCCGCCUCAUCCUCCUGCUGCGUCGCGACUACACCGAGGCCAACCUCAACACCUUCCAGCCGGCCGAGUGGAGGUGGAAGCUCCCCCAGGUGUGUGACAAUGAAUGGCAUCACUACUCUGUCCACGUGAAGCUGCCCGAGGUAACCCUGUACGUCGACGGCCACAUCUUCCGGCCCGAGAAUGGAGAAUCCCCUGAGGUGAUUGAUGACUGGCCCCUUCACCCAACGCGUGGCAUCAACACCACAAUGAGCGUCGGCGCUUGUUGGCAAGGUUUUUCCUCCUCAGGCUCCGAGGGCAACAUGAAGCACGGCCUCUCGGGCUACCUGGCUGGCCUCUCGGUUCUCGUGGGGGCCCUGGAGUCGCCGCGCGUCCUGUCCUGCCUGACCCGCUGCCAGGAGUCGCUCGACACUCCUGCCAUGGAACUCCUGCAGCCCAGCAUGGAGCUCCUCACCAACAAUGAAAUGACACAGAUCACCAUCGAAGGCAAUAAUGUGACUAACCUUGAGACGCUGAUCCGCCGCGUGGCUUACGUCAACGGCCGAGACUUCCCCACCCCGGGACGUCGCCCUGUCUCUGUGACCACUAACAUCUUGUGCAACUCCGAAAAGGCCCUGAAGGUUGCCACCGCCCAGAGCUUCGUGGUGGUGAUGCAGCCGCACCAGCCCAGCAUCGAGCUUAACGGCACCACCAACUUCGCCGAGGAGUACGAGGCCUUCCGCCAGGGCCUGCGCGUGUUCCCUGACGUCGGCAUCUACCUGUCGGCUGCCGCGGAGGAGGCCACGGCCCCCACACUGGGCGGCCAGCUGGACGAGUGCGUGGUGUCGGUGUAUCCCCCUCUGAACCCCGACCACGAGACGCUGGUCCUCCCCGACAACCUGAUCGCCGAGCUCGGCCUGGCCGCCUCCAUCACGCGCCAGGGAGCCACCGUGUCCGGGGCCCACACUACGCACCACUACCAGUCCAUCCUGCGCCAGAUCCACUACGCCAACCGCAAGCCAGCCUACUACCUGAACCGGGCCUUCAAGCUGUCGUGCUCCGAGCUCGGUGGUCGCUUCACAAGUAACGAAUAUGUCCAGACGGUGACAGUGAUCCACCCGCAACUCAGCGUGGACAAGACCGCAGCCUUCAACACCAACACCGACAGCAUUCCUCCCCACAUGGAACACAACAACCACAACGCCCACCAGGAGGCCGACGCCCACCUGACACACCACAACCCCCAGCCUGUGCCAGCUCAUGCCAAGCUCUCCGCCCAUCACGUUGAGCUCAAACCCGCCCACACCGUCAAUGACGUUUACUUCACUUCAAAUGUCAUGGAGGGCGUAGCAGUCAACAGCGCCAGUCAUGCAGUCACCAUCAUCAUCGUCGUGUGCGUCGGAUUCCUCGUGUUCAUGGUGGUCUUGGGCGUGAUCCGUGUCCGCGCCGCCCACACCCGCCACACCCACGAGGACGUCGCAGAUGCCGAAAUGGCGUGGGAUGAUUCCUCUCUCAACAUCACCGUUAAUCCCAUGGAGCUGGAACUGGCAGAGACACAACGAUUGAGGGAUGAUGACGAUGACGACGACGACUCGUCAGAUGAUGGAAGCAACUUCAACGAUGACUUGGACUCGUCAGACGAGGAGGAAGGGAAACCGAAGGAGCUCGAGUGGGAUGACUCAACCCUCAAAAUUUAAACCCCUUUCCCCCCUUCAUAAGUGUAACUGAGUGAAGAUCUGCUGGACCCCCGUGGGCUUUGUUGAUGUAGGAAAGAGUGUUCAGAGUCUUCCUUAAGGGGUUGAUUACUGGGCAUCAGUAAUGAUGAGUAUUCAUUCAUGCUUGCUGUAGAGGAAAUAGCAGUAAUUAGGAUAAAUGGUAUUAAUUGCAUAACAAACUAACCCACAUUUGAUUCGUUGUUUUGACCUGGACGUCCUCUUGAGUCGGAGAAUCUUAACAUUCUUAUCUCUAUGGAUGCAGCCAAUUUACUCCAUCCUGCCAUAGCGCCCAAGGUUGCCGGGCGCCGAACUGAAGGACCAACGGAGAAACUGACGGAAAUGUCGGCCGUUCUGCCAUCAGUAUUGCACAGGGUCCACGCCAAGUGUCUCAGAGAAUGUGAUUGAUGCUGCUUGAAUAUUCCAUAAGGGGUGAUGGCAAAGGGAAAUGGGCUAUGCUAUGAGAGUUGAUGAAUGGUUAGGGGAGGGGAGGGGAAGGGACUAAGGUCGUCGGUUGCCAUAAUGUUGAUAGGUAUUCCUGUUUCAGUAAAAAAAAAAUGAGAUGGAAGGUAUUUAUUAGCAGAGUUACAGCAGUGGGAAAGAGCCAAGCGUUGGAAUCUCAGCCGCCUAUCUGCAUUAUCUGCAAAAUUUUGACAAUGGUGAAGUUUCACUGAAAUAAAGAAGGAUAUAUAUAUAUAUAACUAUGUAUAUGGUGUGUAGCAGGGUACUCUUGAAAUUUGCCUGUGUGAUGGACUUUCUCAGUAGAGCUUGGGGAUGGAGUGAAAGUUGGUAUUGGCUUGAGGAGAUGGAAUUUACAGCUGCCACGUGGAGGAAUCUGUAUCCAAUACAGUCCAUCUUAUAUUUUUGAAGGGUAUGACGGCAGCAUAAAGGUUACCACUUACACCCGGUAACACAUGCACGGAAUGUUAGAAAUGUUUACAUAUCUCAACCUGCCUAUAUUAUUUGGUAUCAUAUUACUUUGUAGAAUAUUCAAGAUAGGAGGAUAUAUGUAUUUAGUAGUCCACUGUAGUAAAAAAAAUAUGAAGUGUUUAGUCACUGGCUAUGUAAAAAAAAAUACAAUAAUUUUUGCUAAUAUUAAUCUUUUUAAGGUGCCAGAAAGUGAAUGACAAAGAUGAACAAAGUGUCAUAAGUGUGAUAUAAUGACUGGUCAUUUCCACAAACUCUCUGGCAGUACGACACAGGGAUGGCUCUCCUACUUUGCACUUUUACAAUGUGGGGAAAACAGGCUCUCUCCACCCCGUGCAGAGGGCCUGUAACCACCAGGCAAGUCACAAAUUUUAGGCAAGAGACAUUUACAAGGUGUACUAAUUUUUUAUUUUCUAUAUAAUAAUCUAGUAUGUAUAUUUUUGCCUUGAUCUUAUUUAUUCUCUGAAGGCCUUAUGUACUUAUUGAGAGUAAAAGUUAAUACUGUAUUAAGUAAUAGAGGCUUGAUGGUACACAUGUGCAGACCUCAGGGUACCUUAGCCAAUUUGGGAGAACUGUCGCUGUGUUACAUGUAAGUGGUCUCUUCCUCUCAUAUUGUCACUUUUAGCUUUUUGCACAUUUCACCCCAGCCUGAGAGGCGUUCUGCUGGCAAUCGACGGAAACCUUCAGUUGCGUCUCGAAAUUUUUAACAUAUCUGCCGUUACUGUUCUUAUUUGUUGUUUUUUUUCGCUUAUUGGGACUUUUUUUUUUACUUUUAAACAUGGUUUUAAAGUGCAGAACUUUUUUUUCUUACCUUCCAGCAGAGGUAAUGCAUUUAGGUCAAUAUGAGAGGCAAGUUUAUAUCAAGUCUUUUAUAAUUAUUAACCAAGUAUCCUUUCAAUUUUAACUUGUGAUUUUAGUUCUGUUUUAAAAUAACACACGCUCAAACUCACAAUGAAAGACAAAUGAUUAGCGAUUCAUUACUUUCAGAAACCAGUUGUAUAAACAUGUGACAAUGCCCUAUUUGUAAAUUUACAAUCAGCUUCUUGUCUGACAAUGUGAGUUGGGUGAUAACCUUGGUUCUUUUGUGGUUGGUAUGUAUCGGACUACAUGAUGUAUAAUAUACCAUAGGUGGCCUACCUGACAGGUGCGUCAGGCAAAACACUUUUUUGCAUGGUUGACCUUUUUUUGUCUUUUUUUCUAACGUUGGCAUUGCUUGAUUUGAUCAUUUAGAAAGACUUGCCACACCGAUUGUGAGCAUUUGCAUCCAAAUCGUAAUCCCGGCACGACAAAGUGUGUUGACUGGUGCGCUAGAGGAAGGCCAUCUAUAUUUUGUAAAUUCACUCUGUACAAUGAGUCCCAUUGUAAACCUUUCCUAUGUCGCUUCUCAAUUGUACUGUAAUCCUGACAUGUAUUUAUGGCAGCAUAUAUUUGCCAGGAUAUCUACAAGCUGUUAGAUAAUAACAAUCAAAAGGUUAUCCUACGUGUAAAUGUGGAGUGUCUUGUGAUCGUUGCCUGGAGGCGAGGACUUCGGGAAGCCCCAUUUUCAUACCGACAACACAAGAGGGACUCUCCUUAAGUUCUGUCUGAAGGUUGCUGUUACUCUUCACCACACAGAUUAGAGCAACCAUUGCAGCAGUUGCUUUGCAUGACGAGUUGCAAAGUUUUUUUUUAUCUCCCAAUGCUAUCAGUUCCCCCUCACUAUCCCCCUCUCUUGAAAUUAUGUGUUUGGCAUGAUUAUUUGGCACUGGAUUUUGGUGUAAAGCUUGCAUUCUUCGCAUAAAGAGUGUUGUUUUGACACCCACCCAACCCCCUCACGUCAUUUAUCAGGAACAGUCUUGGAAGCAGUUGUUGCAUUGGUUGGUCGAAUUGUUAGCUCGUAUAUAAAAUUUCUCAGUGUUCAGAGUGUUGAUGUAACAAAAAAAAUGUAAUGAAUAUGGAUAAUCUGUGACAAGUUGGUAAUCGAUCUGUAACAUUCCGUUGUAGAUGACAUCAGCUUUUUUGUUGUUCUGAGCGAUAGACUUAAAGAGAAAGUUUGUUUCUUUACAAGGCGGCACGCAUCCCUCCCUAAUAAACAAAAUUUAGGUUUCAUAAUUGCUUAUUAAGUAGGAUUACAUAGAGCAGCAUGCAGCAAUUGCCAGACAAAAUAAAAGAAUGAUAAUGAUGAUAAUAAUUAUGGAUUUUAGUCUUUCUUUAACAGCUCUGUGCUUUGUGCUUAUGCUUUUCUGAAAGUCACAGAUCAGCUUUUAGUUAGCAUAUACAAUUUUGUUAGACACAUAAAUCAUGAUAGUUUUAUUUUGAUACCUCACAAAAGAAGAUUUGCCAGGAUUUUUGUAAUGCAGCCGUUUUUGAAGGAACAGCUGUGUGCCAGCGGUGCCAGACUACAGGAAAAUGGACAAAAAAAAACGUUUUGUUGUAUUUUUUUCACAAUAGUUUCAAUAUUUUCUCUCCAAACUCUCAAAAGAUUAUCCAUUCAUCUUUUUCGGAAAUAUAGCACCACAUUUUAGAUUUUAUAGUUAACUUCUUAAGAUAAUAUAACAACAAAUAGAUAUAAUUAGCAAAGGUGACCAUGCCCAGCCAAUCGGCUUUACAUUAUGAACAACAAACUAAAAAGACAACAGCAACAACAAAAUCAAACAAAGACACAUUGUCACUGAUAGAGCAUGUCUUGAAUAUCUCUGUCCAAUGUGGUGCUGGCAGCGCUGGUAAGGACAUCACCACACGCAGGGUUGGGAUGGCGCUGGCCGCUGGGUGUAGGCAGUCUGCACAAAACCCCUGGCUUCUGUAAUCCGUCAAGAAUAAACACCUACACCCACUA
Messenger RNA from Penaeus monodon (black tiger shrimp), 6592 nucleotides. RefSeq names its product calsyntenin-1-like (gene Cals). The record is from RefSeq and is a predicted model, not a curated record. The coding region runs from base 601 to 2835 and encodes 744 amino acids. The transcript is spliced from 15 exons. Gene Ontology annotation, biological process: positive regulation of synapse assembly; positive regulation of synaptic transmission. Gene Ontology annotation, molecular function: amyloid-beta binding; kinesin binding; calcium ion binding. Gene Ontology annotation, cellular component: postsynaptic membrane; cell surface. Lineage: Eukaryota; Metazoa; Arthropoda; Malacostraca; Decapoda; Penaeidae.